CUGCUCAGCGCAAAGCCGCGAAGGCUGCUCGUCUGGCGAAGAAGCAGGAAAAAUCACGCUCCAAGCAAGUCACGCCCGAGCCGCGUCCGGCGCCUGCGAUACCCACCGAGGACGCGCCCGCUGUGAAUGGCCUACCGACGCCGUCAGGCAGCACCGAGAAGCCCUUGGAGGUACCGGAGGAAGACGUCGUGGAGGACCCGGCUGCCGCACCGCCUGUGGACAUUCCGCCAAACGCGACGCUAGUCGUGCCGCCCGCAGCCAACGGCAGUGCUCACGAGGUGGAGACGCUUCCGGCGCCUGUGUCUAAGUCAGAGCCCGAGGAGGAACCCGAGGCCUCCUCGAUAGCAACGUCGGCGACGACGACGGAAGCGCGGACCUCACCGGAGCCCGAAGCGACGGAAGAAAAGGUGACGGCACCGAGGGCAGGCGCGGUGGUGGUGCCCAAUGGCACGUCGCAUCCGCCGCCUCCUGUUACGAACGAGACCGAAAAGAAACGGAAGAAUAUCGUCCAACGGACGGUGUUUACCUUCCUCAUGAUCGGAGGGUUCAUCGGCUUGCUCCUACUCGGGCACAGCUAUAUGAUCAUGCUCGUGUUUUUCUGUCAGAUGCUCGUCUACCGCGAGGUGACUGCGCUCUUCGCGAUCCGGAAGACCGAUUCGGCGGAAGAACAAGGGAAAGGAAAAGAUCCAUGGAGCAAAACGCUGAAUUGGUACUUUUUUGCCGUUGCGAACUACUUCCUGUAUGGCGAGAGCAUCAUCUACUACUUCAAGCACAUCGUCUUCGUGGACGCGCAUCUGACGACGAUUGCGACCAAGCACCGGAUCAUCAGCUUUUCGCUGUACAUCAUGGGCUUUGUCGGCUUUGUGGCCUCGCUCAAGCGCGGGUACCUCAGAAAGCAGUUCGGCCUGUUCUGCUGGGUGCACAUGAGCCUGCUUCUGAUCGUGGUAUCGAGCCACUUCAUCGUGAACAACAUCCUCGAAGGCCUGAUCUGGUUCUGGGUGCCGGCCUCGCUCGUGAUCUGCAACGAUAUCUUCGCAUAUGUCUGCGGAAUGACGUUCGGGCGGACGCAGCUCAUCGCGCUCUCACCGAAGAAGACGGUUGAAGGCUUCGUCGGCGCGUUCUUCUGCACCGUCGCGUUUGGCCUCCUCUGGGGCUCGUACUUUAUGCGUUUCGACUAUAUGAUCUGUCCCGUGCACGAUCUUGGGGUUAGCGCGUGGAACUCGGUCGAAUGCAAGCCCAACUCGGUGUUCGUUUGGCGCGAGGCGCAGAUAUCGCCACCGCUCAGCACCUGGUUGUCUACGGCGGUCGGGCACCCGGUGACGGCGGUGCCGUGGACGCCGUACCAUUUCCAUCUGCUGUUCUUGUCGUGCUUCGCGUCGCUCGUCGCGCCAUUUGGCGGCUUCUUCGCGUCUGGGUUCAAGCGCGCGUUCAACAUCAAGGACUUUGGGCACAGCAUCCCUGGGCACGGCGGCAUGACGGACCGCAUGGACUGCCAGUUCCUGAUGGGCGUGUUCACGUACGUGUACUACAGCAGUCUCAUCAGGGAGAGCGGGGUGUCGGUCGGAAGCUUGCUGCAGAUGAUCGUCAGCGGGUUAACAGUCGAGGAGCAGCUCGAGCUGAUGGGCGACCUGAAGCGAUAUCUCGAGGGUCAGGGUAUCGAGGUGCGGAAGCUGUUGACUGAGGCUGCGUCGAGGCGGCGGUGAAGAAGAUAGAGGGAUUGGGAGGCAACACAACAAAAACUUGAUCGUAUUAUGCUAUCCGUGCUUGUGAGGUAUUAUAUCAUGCAUGACCUUCUAAUAAUAUGGCAUGGCAUCGCAGCAUGAGUGGAGGGAAUGCAUGAUCGCAUUGUUGAUGAUGACAAGGAUGAAUUUAUACAUGCGUAUCUGAUGCAAAAUGGGGAGGUCGCAUGGAAUGCUGCCGCGACGCAGUCAUGGGUAUUGUAUCGUCUAUGUGUAUCACGAAUGGUAUGUUUGACGGAACAACGCGCGGUCGGAAUCCUGCUUGCCAGAGGCAGGCUCGGACCAGCGGCGUCUACGUUCGCGGAGCUCCUGCUCGGCGCGGUCCCAGACGCUGCCUCCGCGGCGUGCGGCGGUCUCCCACUGGGCGACGACGGAGAGGGGCGCGUGCUCGGCGACGAGGCGGCGACGUGGCGCAGGCGCGGCCGGGGCCUUGGCGGUGCGAUUGAGGUCGUCAACGGCGGGACGCGCGUCGGCGGCGCGUCCGACGAGCUGGACGAGGACAACGCGGAGUGCUGGGCGCGCGUCCAGGAGGGCGUGCAGUGCGCCGGCGAGGUCGGGGGUGGAGGAGGCGGAGCGCAGGACGAGGGCGAGGUGGGUGAGCGAGGCGGGGAGGCUCGGGAGGAGGGCGAGCGUCUGGGUGGAGGCGUCCGGGAGGUGUAAGCGCAGGCGGGCGAGCCCCGGGGCGAGCGCGGAGGGAUGGAGGCUGCGGCAGGCGAGGCCGAGCAGGUGUUGCUCUUUUGUGUGCGGGGAGGGAGGCAGGGCUUGUAGCGGCGGAGUGGGCGAACGCGAGGGCGCUAUUUGGGCGGGAGUGAAACCGCACGCGAGAGAUUUGACGCUCGGACAGGCCGAGAUGACGUUCUGUAUGGUGCUCGCGGGACCGGGGGUGAAGAUGCCGAGGUGCUGCACGAGGGGCGCGAGAAGCGGAGAUGUCGAGAGGGCGGCGGCGAAGGACUUCAAGGAACGCGCGGACUCGAGGAGCACGGUGUGGUAGAGGAUGUGGAGAGUCCAGUGGCGCGACCAGGAGGAGACGAGGGCGAGGCUGAGCGACGUCCGCUUGUCGUCGGCAGCGGCGAGCUCGAAAAUGUCGCGCAGGAGCUCGGACGGGAAGUCGAAGAAACAUUGGCUCGAGGAGGUCGUGGUGGCGACGGCCAUGGAGGGCUAGCGUUCAGUAGCUGGGUGGAUGGUGGUGGUGGUGCAGCGUCAAGCUACACUGGGUCGAGAUAUGUAGAUGUGGAGCCAGAAGCACGGGUGGAUGGGUGCAACGGCGAGGUGGAAAGAAAAGGACCCUGGUUCGAGCGGCGCAUGGGGUGGCAGCGCCUUCCGAGUGGAGCGGCGCCGCU
This is a messenger RNA of Punctularia strigosozonata HHB-11173 SS5, 3079 nucleotides long. Its product is annotated as phosphatidate cytidylyltransferase. Bases 534 to 1703 code for a protein of 389 amino acids. Lineage: Eukaryota; Fungi; Basidiomycota; Agaricomycetes; Corticiales; Punctulariaceae. Gene Ontology annotation, molecular function: phosphatidate cytidylyltransferase activity. The record is from RefSeq and is a predicted model, not a curated record. The transcript is spliced from 8 exons. Gene Ontology annotation, cellular component: endoplasmic reticulum membrane.